GCACCCAAACAAACAAAUCACCACCACAACAGCAGAGCGGUAGAAACAUGGAGGCCGAUCAGGGCGCGGCGGCGGGGAUCAGGCACCGGACGGUGGAGGCGAACGGCAUCUCGGUGCACGUGGCGGAGGCCGGGCCGGAGGACGGCAAGGCGGUGCUGUUCCUGCACGGGUUCCCGGAGCUGUGGUACUCGUGGCGCCACCAGAUGGCGCACCUGGCGUCCCGCGGCUACCGCUGCGUCGCGCCCGACCUCCGCGGCUACGGCGGCACCGAAGCGCCGCCCGACGUCCAAGCCUACUCCGCCUUCCACGUCGUCGGCGACGCCGUCGCGCUGCUCGACGCGCUCGGCAUCACCAAGGUGUUUGUGGUGGGCCACGACUGGGGCGCGAUCAUCGCGUGGUACCUGUGCCUGUUCCGGCCGGACCGCGUGACGGCGCUGGUGAACACCAGCGUGGCCUUCAUGCGCAGCGUCUUCAUCCGCACCGGCCCCAACGCCGUCAAGACCACCGACCACUUCAACCGCGCAUACGGCCCGACCUACUACAUCUGCCGCUUCCAGGAGCCCGGGGUGGCCGAGAAGGAGUUCGCGCCGGCGUACGCCAGGCACAUCAUGACCCGGAUCCUCUGCAACCGCUUCAGCGAUCGCAAGGCCGACGGAGAGCAGCACCACGACGCCGAGCCUCUCCCGGCCUGGGUCACCGAGGCUGACAUCGACUACUUCACCGCCACCUUCGAGAAGACCGGCUUCACCGGCGCAAUCAACUACUACCGCAACAUGGACAGGAACUGGGAGCUGGCGGCACCGUGGGCGGACGCCAAGGUGACCGUGCCCACCAAGUUCAUCGUGGGGGACGGGGACCUGACGUACAACUACGCCGGGAUCCAGGACUACAUACACAAGGGCGGGUUCAAGGAGGACGUGCCGCUGCUGGAGGAGGUGGUGGUCAUCCCGGGCGCCGGCCACUUCAUCCAGCAGGAGAAGGCGCAGGAGGUCAGCGAGCACAUCCACAGCUUCAUCGCCAAGUUCUGAGGCCCGAUCCGUCACCUAGCUCCUCAACCGUCGAUUCCAUUUUACCAUUGUACUGCACGAAUGCGUCGCACUUUCAGUUCACUAGCUAGUCCUUUCCUUUUCAGAUAGUUGCUGUGUGUGCUGCCAAUUACUUUUCAGUUAACUGUCCUUCUCGAUCGAGCUGUGUAAUCGUGGAUGUUCAUGUGCAGUGCUACAUCUGAACUAAACAUGAAAGGAUGUGCUUGUUUGGUAAA
This is a messenger RNA of Lolium perenne, 1261 nucleotides long. RefSeq names its product epoxide hydrolase 3. Lineage: Eukaryota; Viridiplantae; Streptophyta; Magnoliopsida; Poales; Poaceae. Gene Ontology annotation, molecular function: catalytic activity. The record is from RefSeq and is a predicted model, not a curated record.